Molecule: messenger RNA, 1277 nt
Organism: Xiphias gladius (swordfish)
Lineage: Eukaryota; Metazoa; Chordata; Actinopteri; Istiophoriformes; Xiphiidae
Gene: utp11
Product: UTP11 small subunit processome component
Exons: 8
Coding region: 312-1076 (254 amino acids)
Biological process (GO): rRNA processing
Cellular component (GO): nucleolus; small-subunit processome
Source: RefSeq, a predicted model, not a curated record
CUCAUAAUGCUUCAGUUUCCCUUUGAAUAACAAAUUAUAAAAUAAAGAUAUUUUAUAUUAAUACAAUUCUCCACCAGGCUCCUUACUAUAACCCUUGCGAUGUUUCAGUGUGAGUUGAGUUGCGAAUCUGCGGGAGGGAAAUGAAAACACGGUCGGGAAGCAGGCAGGAACCCACGUGGCUCAGGCACCAGGAAAGCACCAGACCCGAGGAAGGGAGGAGGUUUCAGCGUGUGUAGAUCUUACAGAGUUCUUUAUAUAAUCGCUCCGACUGAACUAUUUUACUUUACUGCACUCGGGGACGUUUUUCGAACAUGUCCUCGUUCCGGAAAGCGCUGAAAUCCCGACAGAGAAACCACCAUGAAAGAUCCCAGCCUGGUUUCAGGAAACAUUUGGGAUUGCUGGAGAAGAAGAAAGACUACAAACUCCGUGCAGAUGACUACCAUAAGAAACAAAACACUCUCGCUGCCCUGCGAAAGAAAGCUCUGGAGAAGAACCCAGAUGAGUUUUACUUCAACAUGAUCAGCUCUCAGCUACAGGAUGGAGUUCACGUAGCAAAAAAAGCCAAGGAGGAGGUGGAGGUGACAGAGGAGCAGAAAAAAGUGAUGAGGACGCAGGAUAUCAAAUAUGUAGAGAUGAAAAGGGUUGCUGAGGCUAAGAAAAUUGAGAGGCUGAAAGGAGAGCUCCAUCUUCUGGAUGCAGAGAGCAAACAAAAAAACAAGCACACAUUUUUUGUGGAUUCCAAGAGGGAAGUGGAUUCAUUUGACCUGGCAAACCACCUCAACACAGCCCCUGAGCUGGUGGACAGAGUGUACAACAGACCAACUCUGAAAACCCUGGAAACUAAGAGCAUCCAGGGAGCUGUAGAGCCUCAAAGUAUAAAGAAGCUGGCCAGGCAGAGGAAGCACCAGUAUAAACUCCUUUCCCAGAGGAUUGACAGAGAAAAGAAAAUGUUUGUCAUCAGCCAGAAGAUCCAGACACGCAAGGAUCUACAGGAUAAGACUAAGAAAGUGAAGGUAAAAAAGGAGACACCCAGUGCUGCAGCUAUUUACAAGUUUGAGGCCAAGAGGAAACGCUGAGAGGAAAGUAAUCAUCAUACCGGGAAGAAAUCAACAAUGUUAUCCAACGAAAUACUGGUGACAUAAUGGACUUCUAGACCAUACCAUAGAUUGCAGACAUGGGAUAAUUUUUUUUUUUUUCCUUCAAAUAUUGUUGCAGCGAUGCAAUUUUGUACAUAUUUAUCUAAGACUUUUAGUUUCUUUCAAAUAAAUAUCCGAAAA